AUGCCAUUCACACAACCCCGAGUUGCCUUCGUCACAGGCUGCAGUGGCAUCAGCGGGAAUGCCAUCGUCGAAUAUCUCAUCAGACAACCAAAAUCAGAAUGGUCUCGUAUCGUUGUCACCUCCAGAAGCCCUCCUCGAAACUACUGGCAAGAUCCACGGGUCGAAUUCGUCGCCCUCGAUUUCCUAGAGCCCGUGGAGACGACUAUUCAAAAGAUGUUCUCUUACUGUCGAGACGUCACUCACGCAUUCUUCACCUCUUACGUCCAUACGGAUGAUUUCACAAGGCUGGCGGAGCUGAAUGUUCCGUUGUUUGAGAAUUUCUUGACAGCGAUCGAUACUGUGGCAGGAGGGAAUUUGCAACGAGUUUGCUUACAGACUGGGGGCAAGAACUACGGUGUUCAUUUGGGCCCGUUCCCAGCUCCUGCACGAGAGACAAUACCACGCUACGAAGACCACGGCUUGAACUUUUACUACACUCAAGAAGAUUUCAUGUUUGAGCUGCACAAGCAACGCAGUUGGUCAUACAACAUCAUUCGGCCUGGUGGUAUUAUCGGCUUUGCGCCUGCCAAGAAUGGGAUAUCCGAGUCUAUCACGCUCGCGCUCUACAUGCUAAUCAGCAAAGAACUGGGCGAAGUCCCACGCUUCCCGGGCAAUAAGCUCUUCUACAACUCUUGCGACGACAAAUCCACUGCCGAAAGUAUCGCUGAUAUGUCUGUAUGGGCUGUAACUCGAGAGCAUACGAAGAACGAGGCGUUCAAUCAUGCCAAUGGCGAUACUUUCGUUUGGAGAUACCUCUGGAGGAAUAUGGGAAAGUAUUGGGGUUUGGACAUACCAGAUCAGACUACAUUUCCUGAGAUCAACGACGAUGGCAAGAUGGCGAAUGAGUUUCGCAUGUCUGAGUGGGCGGCUGACAAGAAGCUGGUUUGGGAUCGUAUAUGCGAGAAGUAUGGAGGGUCAAAAGAUGCCUUUGGGAGCGGAACUUGGGGUUACUUCGACUGGGCCGUAGGCAAGACCUGGCCCACAACAAUGUCCAUCACGAAAGCGCGCAAGUUCGGAUGGAACAGAUAUGAUGAUACUGAGGAAAACUAUUACGAAACUUUCAGAACGUUCGCAAAUGCUGGUGUCUUACCCUCUCGGCGCGCAGUGCUGGGGACCAUCGGAGACGGUGGCUCUGCACCAGUCAAGGCGGAGGCUAACGAGCUUGAGCAUGGUGACUCGGUGAUCACAAAUGGAGCAAAUGAGAGUCAGAAGGUCGACACGUUGGAGAGGAUUGAUUCAAAAUGGACCAAGGAAGACCAUAUGUCCGUGACCUCGCACGAUUCGGCAAUAGAAGUCGUGUCUUAG
Cercospora beticola is the source of this 1344-nucleotide messenger RNA. Its product is annotated as SDR family oxidoreductase. NCBI's taxonomy places the organism in Eukaryota, Fungi, Ascomycota, Dothideomycetes, Mycosphaerellales, Mycosphaerellaceae. The record is from RefSeq and is a predicted model, not a curated record.